Antechinus flavipes (yellow-footed antechinus) is the source of this 2545-nucleotide messenger RNA. RefSeq names its product abhydrolase domain containing 4, N-acyl phospholipase B (gene ABHD4). Bases 196 to 1152 code for a protein of 318 amino acids. Lineage: Eukaryota; Metazoa; Chordata; Mammalia; Dasyuromorphia; Dasyuridae. Gene Ontology annotation, cellular component: lipid droplet. The record is from RefSeq and is a predicted model, not a curated record. The transcript has 7 exons. Gene Ontology annotation, molecular function: phosphatidylcholine lysophospholipase A1 activity.
GAGCAGAAAGGGAGAGAGAAAGCCAGGCCUGCUACUCUGGAAAAGCUGGCAGACCUUAUGGUAAUUUAGCCUGCUUAGUGAAGGUCAUCUUCAAGGAUCACAGGGGAAAAAAGUGUCUGGUCGGUUCUUGAUCUCUUUGAAUAUAGGCCUCAGGGCUGGCUGAGUAGCUGGCUACCUACCUGGUGUCCAACUUCGAUGUCUCAGUUGAAGAAUGUGGAAGCCAGGAUCCUACAGUGUCUCCAGAAUAAGUUCUUGGCCCGUUAUGUGUCCCUCCCAAAUCAUAACAAGAUCUGGACCGUUACAGUGAGCCCAGAGUUGGAGGAUCGCACGCCCUUGGUGAUGGUGCAUGGUUUUGGGGGUGGCGUGGGUCUCUGGAUCUUAAACAUGGAUUCACUGAGUACUCGACGUACAGUGCACACCUUCGACCUGCUGGGCUUUGGGAGAAGUUCACGGCCAAUAUUUCCCCGUGAUGCCCAAGGUGCUGAGGAUGAGUUUGUGACCUCUAUAGAGACCUGGCGAGAGACCAUGGGUAUCCCCAACAUGAUUCUCCUAGGACACAGCUUAGGAGGAUUCCUCGCCACAUCUUACUCUAUCAAAUAUCCUGAAAGAGUCAAGCAUCUCAUCUUAGUGGACCCCUGGGGUUUCCCCCUCCGACCUACCGACCCCAGUGAAAUCCGGGCGCCUCCAACCUGGGUGAAGGCCCUUGUCUCUGUCCUGGGUCGUUCCAAUCCUUUAGCCGUCUUGAGAGUGGCUGGACCCUGGGGGCCUGGCCUAAUACAACGAUUCCGUCCUGAUUUUAAACGAAAAUUUGCUGAUUUCUUUGAUGAUGACACAAUAUCAGAGUAUAUCUACCACUGUAAUGCCCAGAAUCCUAGUGGUGAAACAGCAUUCAAGGCCAUGAUGGAGUCCUUUGGCUGGGCCCGGCGCCCCAUGCUAGAGCGAAUCCACCUAAUUCGGAAAGAUGUGCCUAUCACCAUGAUUUAUGGAGCUAACACCUGGAUAGAUACCAGUACUGGAGAGAAAGUAAAACUUAGGAGGCCAGGCUCCUAUGUCCGAGAUGUGGAGAUUGAGGGUGCCUCACACCAUGUCUAUGCAGACCAACCACACGUCUUCAAUUCUGUGGUGGAAGAGAUCUGUGAAUCUGUGGACUGAACCGCCAACCUCAGGAAGGAAGAGCAUAGAAACCCAGCCCUCCUCCCCCUCUCUGCUUCCCUCUCUCCUUCCCUUCACCAAUACCUUGUCUAGGCAGAGUCACAUAUUCUUCAUAGGGGUGGGGCAGGACAAUAGUGAUGGAACAGCCCCUCCUGUCCACAUCCUGGAGAUGAAAGGCAGUAGUGGCCUGGAGCUUCCCCACCCUAGGGAUUUCCAUAAAGGAUCAUAGAUCCCAUCCUAUUCUCUCAUGCCAAAGUGUUAAACAAUGAGUUGAUUUUAAGUGUUGCAUAAACCUAUAGAUUUCUUCAUGUACGCUCCUCUUCCUAUACCUAAUGUGCCAAAGGGUAGGGGUCACCUCUCCUCAUGUAGAACAGAAAAACUAUGACUAUCAAACCUUUCCUAGAUUUUCCUAGGAAGAUUGGGAAUUUCUCAUGACUAUUCCUGGGAAUAGGCCCUCCGUGGACACAUCUCUUCUUAUAUUUUCCAACCUUUUUUCUCUGGUCAGACCCAGAUAGCUCAGGCCCAUUUUCAUUACAUUGAACCUAUCCUGAGACCUGAAAUCUUUAUUCCUUUGGGUUUCUUAGAACUCGGAGAGACCUUAGAGAUUAUGUGUUUCACUGUUUUUCUCUAACACAGCAUGGACUUAUCUGAGGGUAUAAGGUUAGUAAUCUAGGACUAAAUUUCAGGUCUCCUCUAUAUGACAGUGCAUCUCCACAUUUUGUAUUCUUGGAGAAUGAAGUGGGCCCAGCUGCCACAUCUCUCUGGAUGUAUCUGGUUAUUAACUCCACAAGUGUUGGCCCAUCGGUGUCUCAAUGUUCCGUUCCCACCUAUGAUGGGUGGCAGCCCCCCCUCCUGGUUCCAGCUCAGCUUGGGCUGGCAUUAAACCAUAGACUAAGGCUAGUGUUACGCUGCCCCCUCCUGACUAUUCACUGGAAGGCCUCUGAGUCUCCCUCUGUGCCUUGGGCCUUGAAGCCCCUCAUGGAUUAAGAGUGAUCCCUGGUGGGGAGAUGAAGGCAAUGACUUUACCCCCUCCUCCGUUGCUGGAAUCCCCUAGUAUUAACAGAGUCUUGCCACCAGCUAUCAGCCCCAACCCAAAGCCACUGGCCCUAUUAAGGAGCCUCACGCCACCUUGUCCUCAGUGCAGAGAUUGCUCUCAAUCUCAGCCCUUUGUCAUUGUUGCCAGUCAUGUUGUGCUUCUGGUCUAUCGACUUCCCGUGCCUCAGUGGGGCACUGCUAGGUAAUGUCAAUGAGACUAGCAACCUAAUGCAGAGCAUCUUCCAUCUACCCUUCUUUACUUAUUUUUUUAAAUCAGUUAUUUCAAUAGUAUUUGUACCAGCCCAUUCACCAUGGGACCCUUUUCUAUAUUAAUAAAGAAAUGAAGAAAAUGCUUAAA